Messenger RNA from Penicillium paradoxum, 1632 nucleotides. Its product is annotated as WD domain protein. Gene Ontology annotation, molecular function: protein binding. NCBI's taxonomy places the organism in Eukaryota, Fungi, Ascomycota, Eurotiomycetes, Eurotiales, Aspergillaceae. The record is from RefSeq and is a predicted model, not a curated record. The coding region runs from base 1 to 1632 and encodes 543 amino acids. The transcript has 2 exons.
AUGUCAAAACGAGACAGAGACAAUUAUGACCCUAAUGUACGGCAAAAGCGUCUAUGUACUCGAACCAAUGUUGGGCCUGUUGAUCGUCUAUCUCGUUUAAGCAAUGAGCUACUCCUCCAUAUCCUCUCAUUUCUACCAGUCCCAUCUUUAAACGUGUGUCAAAGGUUGUCCCAUCGUUUCCAUGCCCUUGGUGGAGACUCCGAGCUAUGGAAAAGGCAAUAUUACUCGCAAUGGGUACGACCUCGUGCUCGCCGGCUUGCAAACUCCAGACGCAAAACUAUUCCAGUCAAGGCAGAUUAUUCACCUAAGGUUGCAACGUGGUUUGAUCAUGAGCACCUGUUACAGGAGGGCAAUUGGAAACGGCAGUACCGACUCCGGCAUAAUUGGUCCAAAGGUUUAUGUCGGUUGACUGAGAUUGAGUUCCUGCAACCGCCAUGCCCUCCUACGCUAGUCAAGUUCUGUGCUGGGGUUGUCUUCACGGUGGACUCGGACUACGGGCUCCGUGCUUGGGCCACAAGGGACUCGGCGCGUUGUCUAGCAAGUGUCGUUUUGUCACCAGAUGUGGCCCCAACCGCUCUGGCAGUGAGCCAUAUCCAAGACAAGAUUGAGAUCUCAGUUGGACUGGAAAAUGGCCACUUCAGUCUCUUCGUCUUGAAUCUUCGAACAUCGGAGCUAGAAUUGCAGUCCUCUCAUGUCGGCUCCUCUGAUGCUGCCAUAACAGCAAUGACUCUUUCAUCGCCGUACCUAAUGGUAGUAUCUCAGCACAAAGCUUUGACAUUAUACAAUCUGCGAUGUGACAGUCACCAGGUUUUGAGAGCCGCCGAUACCUCUAAGCCUAAGCCCCGUCAGCUUGCAUCUCUCAAAGCAGAUAAUAUCGUUCCACCCAUGACGCUGUCCCUCAGAGUUUCGCCCUUUGGCAUCGUUGCUACUAUUGUGUAUAGCUUCUUCCACAUUGGCUGUGGGUGGUCUUUGGGAAUUCAAGAAUUACGUCUAGGAACAGAUGGCCAACAACUUGAUUCGCGGUUGGCUACGACAGUGGAUGCCCAACAUGGCUUGAGACCAUUGCAAUUUGGAAAGAGGCGAUCUUUCGCAGCUGAGUCAGUUGACGAUCUAGAAUCCCCUAUUGCCCUCGGGGCACCAUCGAUUUUACACCAGAAGCCGCCAACCUCCAUGUCCUACUCCCAUCCAUAUUUGCUAACCUCACAUGCCGAUAACACGCUGUCGAUGUACCUUGUGGUAUCUACCACCGAGAGUUUAUUCGUCCAAGCUGGAAAGCGGCUUUGGGGCCAUACCUCUUCCGUAUCUGCUGUUCAAGUGACUAAUCGUGGGAAAGCUGUCUCGGUAAGCUCCCGAGGAGAUGAGAUUCGAAUUUGGGAGCUAGAGAUGGCACUAUCUUCUUUAGGCAACCGCAAAACUCUGAAAGACGAGAACAGUGUUCAGCUCAACCCCGGAAAUAAGCAGGCUGGGGAGUUGGACCAGGGGCUUGUGCCGGAUACGAUCUGCUGUAAUCCCAGCAUCCGACAAGAAAUGUCUCGAAUGCCAGGAUACAUCGGGUUUGACGACGAACGCGUACUUCUCCUUCGAGAAAAAAUCGGGGGCAUGCAGUUACUUGAGUGUUACGACUUCACCUAA